CUUAGUUCAAGCACCGUGUUCGUUCGGCAAACAAUUGUGCGAUCGUUCUCAGUUUUCCUGUAAUUUGGAGAGUUCUGAUAAGAUCAAACCUGAUUGCUUAUAUUCAGUUAGCUAAUUUUCAGAAUGCUCCGAGCAAAUAUUAAUUAGCUUGUUGAAAUUUUACAUGAUUUUCAGAUUAAACCAUGAUUGGAUUUUUCUCGGUCGCUGGCGGCGUGAAAAAUGGUUCUUUUUCUCCGAUUAACCGACUCCUUAGAUCAUCAUCAUCUAAACAUCAAUGCUCACGUUUCAAUAGUAAUCUUCCUACUAGUAUAGCUCUCAGAUCUAAACUUGCCAAUCGUAAUAAUCAAUCUCUUUUAUACAUCGAACCUUACUCGAGAAAUGUAUUCAUUCUCAACAACUACAGUAGCGACACUGCCAAUUUGAAGCCUAUAAAGAAGCUUCUGGUUGCAAACAGAGGUGAAAUCGCAGUACGAGUGUUCAGGGCAUGCGCCGAAUUGGACAUUAAAACAGUGGCAAUUUAUUCUCAACAAGACCAGAAACAAGUUCAUAGAUUGAAAGCUGACGAGGCUUUUCUUAUUGGCAAAGGACUCGCUCCCGUUCAAGCAUACCUAAACAUACCAGAAAUAGUAGAGUUAGCUGUCAAAAACAAAGUCGACGCUAUUCACCCUGGAUAUGGGUUCUUGUCGGAGCGAUCUGAAUUUGCGAAGGCUUGUGUUAAUGCUGGAAUUACAUUCGUCGGACCCUCGCCAGAUACGGUGGCAAAAAUGGGCGACAAGGUUGAAGCGAGAAAGAUUGCUCAACUUGCAGGGGUUCCUUGCGUCCCGGGAACUGAUACCCCACUUGAAUCGUUCGAAGAAGCGGCUGAGUUUUGCAAGACUAUCGAUUUCCCUAUUAUGCUUAAGGCUGCGUUUGGAGGCGGAGGGCGCGGAAUGAGAAUUGUCCGAAGUAUGGACGAACUUGAGGAAAGUUUCACCCGCGCAAGUUCGGAAGCCUUAGCUGCUUUUGGAAAUGGAUCGAUGUUCAUUGAAAAACUGGUCGGGAAUCCAAGACAUAUUGAGAUCCAAGUUAUGGGCGACAAAUACGGAAAUAUAGUACAUUUGUUAGAACGCGAUUGUUCUUUGCAGAGGCGUCACCAGAAACUGAUUGAAAUUGCGCCGGCAAUGAAUUUAGACCCGAUGACACUUUCUACUAUGUGGGCGGAUGCAGUAAAAAUAGCGAAAAGUGUAAACUAUGAAAAUGCAGGCACAGUUGAGUUUUUGUACGAUCAGGACACCCAGAAACACUAUUUUAUUGAGGUCAACGCAAGACUACAAGUGGAACACACGGUAACUGAAGAAGUCACAGGAAUCGAUCUUGUCCAGACGCAAAUUAAGGUCUCCGAGGGUCAUUCGCUGGAUAGUUUGAAAAUCAACCAAAACCAAAUCAAAGCUCACGGUGUGGCGAUUCAGUGUAGAAUUACAUCGGAAGAUCCAGGAAAAGAUUUUCAACCAGAUACAGGACGAAUUGAGAUCUUCCGAAGUGGAGAAGGUAUGGGAAUUAGACUGGACAGUGCGUCCGCAUUCGCUGGAGCAAUUAUUUCCCCUCAUUAUGACUCAUUGUUGAUGAAAGUCAUAGCACAUGGCCGGGACCAUCAUGCAACUAUUGCGAAAAUGCAGAGAUCGCUGAGAGAGUUUAGAAUCAGAGGAGUGAAGACAAAUAUCCCGUUCCUACUGAACGUUUUAGAGCACCCAAGGUUUCAAAAUGCAUCAAUAGAUACUAAAUUCAUUGACACUGACUCAGCUAGACUCUUCAAGUUUCCAAAGAGCAAAGACCGAGCUAGUAAGUUAUUGAAAUACUUGGGCGAUGUUGCAGUGAAUGGAACCCAAAAUCCGGGCGGAACUUCGCUCAAGCCCUCAGAAGUGGAUCCAAUUAUACCUCAUGUUGACAGUUCCCAUCAGAUACCUCAAGGUUGGCGAGAUGUGUUACUGGCUAAGGGACCAGAAGGUUUUGCAAAGCAAGUGAGAGAACACGAAGGACUUCUUCUUAUGGACACUACCUUCAGAGAUGCACAUCAAAGUCUGCUGGCAACGCGAGUUCGAACCGUAGACUUGAAAAAAAUAGCACCAUAUGUUGCACACAAUUUUGCUAAUCUAUACAGCUUAGAGAACUGGGGUGGUGCUACUUAUGAUGUAUCAAUGCGAUUCUUGAACGAAUGUCCUUGGGAGCGUCUCGAGGAGUUGCGAGAACUUAUUCCAAACAUUCCGUUCCAGAUGCUCCUACGAGGAGCUAAUGGGGUUGGUUACACCAGCUACGCCGAUAAUGUAAUUUACAAAUUCUGCGAUCUGGCGCACAAAUCGGGUCUGGAUAUUUUCCGAGUUUUUGAUAGUCUGAACUACUUGCCGAGUCUACUUCUGGGAAUCGACGCUGCGGGCGCUGCAGGAGGGGUAGUCGAAGCAGCGAUGUGUUAUACAGGAGACGUUGUGAACCCAAGGGCGAAUAAGUACAAUCUGGAUUAUUACAUGAAGAUGGCGGAGACGCUUGUCAAAUCCGGUGCUCAUAUUCUAACUAUCAAAGACAUGUCUGGAGUUUUGAAACCGAAUGGAGCUCACAUGCUGGUCGGAGCUCUAAGAAAAGAGUUCCCUAAUAUGCCGAUACAUAUACAUACUCACGACACAGCUGGGGCAGGAGUAGCAUCAAUGCUCGCUUGUGCGGAAGCAGGCGCCGACAUUGUGGAUGUUGCUGUCGAUUCGAUGUCGGGAAUGACGUCACAGCCGAGUAUGGGAGCUAUUGUUGCGGCAGUUGAUAAAACAGAUCAAUCAACUGGACUGAAUUUGGAGAACGUAUCUGAGUAUUCGUCCUACUGGGAACAGACCAGGAACCUGUACGCACCAUUUGAAUGCGCUACUACAAUGAAGAGCGGGAACGCGGACGUCUAUCAGAACGAAAUUCCAGGAGGUCAGUACACUAAUUUGCAGUUCCAAGCCUUCAGUUUGGGCUUGGCUUCUCAAUUCGAACAGGUCAAGAAAGUAUACGCUGAUGCAAACUUGCUGUUGGGAGACCUCGUAAAAGUGACCCCAUCUUCCAAAAUGGUAGGAGAUUUGGCUCAGUUCAUGGUGCAAAAUAACUUAACAGUUGAAGAUGUCGAGAACAAAGCUGAUGAACUUUCGUUCCCAAAAUCAGUCGUGGAGUUCAUGCAAGGUCAAUUGGGACAACCGCUUGGAGGGUUUCCGGAACCAUUGAGGACCAAAGUGUUAAAAGGGCUUCCAAAGAUGGAGAAAAGACCAGGUGAGGUGUUGGAACCGGUUAAUUUUGAAAAAAUGCGAGAAGAACUGAAAGAGAAGUGGGAGUUUGCAGAUGAAAUAACUGACAAAGAUGUUAUGAGUUAUAUUUUGUACCCUGCUGUAACUGAUACUUUUAAGAAGAACGUUGACAAAUUUGGACCUGUCUCGUGUCUGGAAACGCGGCAGUUUUUCAUUGGACCAAAAAUUGGCGAGGAAUUUAACGUGGAAAUUGAGCAUGGAAAGAUUCUCUCUAUCAAAUUGCUAUCAGUAGGAGAACUAGACAAAGUGUUGGGCCAGCGUGAAGUGUUUUUCGAAUUGAACGGACAACUUAGAUCGAUCAUUGUGAAAGACAACCAAGCGCAAGCGUCCAUUAGUCACCAUCCGAAGGCGCGCGAGGGUGUCAAGGGGUCAAUUGGAGCACCGAUGCCAGGUCAAGUGCUUGAUGUGAAGGUCAAAGCAGGCCAAGAGGUGAAGAAGAAUGACCCUCUGGCUGUUUUGAGUGCGAUGAAAAUGGAGAUGGUGGUCAGUUCACCUGUCGAUGGUGUUGUGAAGAGUGUCGAAAUAUCGCCAGGCAUGAAUCUGGAAGGUCAUGAUUUGUUGAUGGAAAUUGAAUAAAAGGAUCUGUGAUGCUGAAGAGGAAAAAUUGAUUGUCUGAGAAGCCGACGUGUAUCAUAAACUAAACUGGAGACCUAAAGGAAGCUUAGUAAAUAUUUAUAUAAUGUAGAUAUGACAACUCUUCGUAAUCAAUAAUGAAUUAGUGCAGUGUAAUCUAUGCUUAAUCAUAGUUAGAUUUGCCUUAGUAAUCGGAGAAAAUUGCGAGGAAAAUGCUGCUUUGCAACACUGAAGGGCAAUAUUCGCUUCUGAUGAUAAGGAGGAUAAAAUGUUAAAGAAAAAUAAAGUGAGUUAGUAAUAUACAUUUUUGCAGUGUUUUAAUUUUGUCUCGAAAAUAAAGACAUCAGUUGAGAAUAGUUAUUAUGCAAAGAAAAUGUUUUUGCAAUUACAUUUUUAUCUGCUGGGCCAGCUAAGAAAUUUUCAACGUCAGGGCCGGCCUAACGAUUUGAAUUUAAACUAAUGAUUGGAUACACAAGGCCAUCGGAACUCGCAUGCUGUUUGGGAAUUUGAUAUCCGAUUCAGUGGGCUGCGCAGAUGUUUUUGAGGGGGGAAAAUGAAGGGGCAUUCGACUGCUGAUUAAAGAAAAUUCGAAUGUCAGCCUCCUUAUUAGCGUACACGACCUUGAAUCUUAAAUAUUAUGUUUCUAGUUUUGUACAAGGCUUUAUGCUAUAUUUUAAAACGUUGACUCCAAUAAAAAAAUAUUUAGGUAUCAAUAUAUUGUGUUUUAAACAUUUGAACAUAAGGUUUUCUUUAACAUGACGCAAGUAAACUUUAAUCAAAUAAUUGGAAGGGAAUAUGUUAAUUUGUCGCGUAGCGAACCUGAUUCGUCGACCUGCUAGGCCAAAGCUAGCAGAAUAUAGAAAACUUGAGGAAUAAUAUAAAUAUCAGCUUAAUCGUCAUUAUGAGCUUCAGAAUUUAUUGUUUUUGUUUAAAAUCUUCAUUUGCAGUGAUUUAGCAUCUCAAUCAAAUACCUCUGGGAUCUUUCCCUUGCUCUGUUAUUACUUGCAAUUAAAUACUGUGAUGAACAUUGUAGUUCGUUUGUAUUGUCUUUAGCUUGAUUGUUGUUUUCAAUUAAAUGAAGAAAAAAAAACUAUUAGUUACAA
Molecule: messenger RNA, 4975 nt
Organism: Symsagittifera roscoffensis
Lineage: Eukaryota; Metazoa; Xenacoelomorpha; Acoela; Convolutidae
Product: pyruvate carboxylase, mitochondrial-like
Exons: 1
Coding region: 183-3875 (1230 amino acids)
Biological process (GO): pyruvate metabolic process; gluconeogenesis
Cellular component (GO): cytoplasm
Molecular function (GO): metal ion binding; pyruvate carboxylase activity; ATP binding
Source: RefSeq, a predicted model, not a curated record